AUGUACUUUCAUGCAGGUUUUCUAACUCUCUCUCUCUCACACACAUUUCUCAUUGCUUCUUUCCACAAUUUUUUUUAUCUUUUCACAGACUUUUACAACAUCCUGAGCUUUCUCUUUGCAUACUUUAUUUUAUUUAAUCUCUAUUUUUUCCUGCUCAUCUUUAUUCUCUCUUUUCUAUUCACUUCUCCCUAUUUACCUUUUACCCUUUCUUUUAUUCUUUACAGUCAUCUAUUUUUCUUUCACUCUCUCUCUCUCAUUCUUUACUCUCUUUCUUUACUCUCUCUCUCUCUUUACUCUCUCUCUCUCUCUUUACUCUCUCUUUCUUUACACACUCUUUCUCUCAUUCUUUACACACUCUUUCUCUCAUUCUUUACACACUCUCUCUCUCAUUCUUUACACACUCUCUCUCUCAUUCUUUACACUCUCUCUCUCUCAUUCUUUACACUCUCUCUCUCUCUCAUUCUUUACACUCUCUCUCUCUCUCUCUCUUCUUCUUCUCUCUCUCUCAUUCUUUACACUUUUCUCUCUCUCAUUCUUUACACUCUCUCCCUCUCUCAUUCUUCCUCUCUCCCUCUCAUUCUUCCUCUCUCCCUCUCAUUCUUCCUCUCUCCCUCUUUCAUUCUUCCUCUCUCCCUCUUUCAUUCUUCCUCUCUCUCUCUCUCAUUCUUUUACUCUCUCUCUCUCUCAUUCUUCCUCUCUCUCUCUCUCAUUCUUCCUCUCUCUCUCUCUCUCUCAUUCUUCCUCUCUCUCUCUCAUUCUUUACACUCUCUCUCUCUCUCAUUCUUUACACUCUCUCUCUCUCUCAUUCUUUACACUCUCUCUCUCUCUCAUUCUUUACACUCUCUCUCUCUCUCAUUCUUUACACUCUCUCUCAUUCUUUAUAGCCCUGUAUAUUUCUUUCACUCUCUCUUUUAUUCUUUACGGUCAUCUAUUUUUCUUUCACUUUCACUCUUAUUUUUUACUCUCUCUCUCAUUCUUUACUCUCUCUCUCUCAUUCUUUACUCUUUCUCUCUCUCUCUCAUUCUUUACUCUCUCUCAUUCUUUACUCUCUCUCUUUCUUUACUCUCUCUCUCUUUACUCUCUCUCUCUUUACACCCUCUCUCACUCUCUCUCUUUACACUCUCUCAUUCUUUACACCCUCUCUCUCAUUCUUUACACCCUCUCUCUCAUUCUUUACUCUCUCUCAUUCUUUACUCCCCUGUAUAUUUCUUUCACUCUCUCUCAUUCUUUAUAGCCCUGUAUAUUUCUUUCACUCUCUCUUUUAUUCUUUACAGCUCUCAAUUUUUCUCUCACACUCUCUUUUAUUUAUUACCCUCUUUUCUUUUACCUCAUGUUUAUUUAUUUUUUCUGCUGUUACAUUUUUGUUUACUCUUUAACCCUCUUUCUCCUAUGUUUAGAUCUUUUCCUUUCACACUCUCUCGCCCCCAACAUGGGAUAGAGUACUUGUCAUUAAAGUAG
Messenger RNA from Acanthosepion pharaonis, 1458 nucleotides. The record is from the annotation of a GenBank genome assembly. Lineage: Eukaryota; Metazoa; Mollusca; Cephalopoda; Sepiida; Sepiidae.